Messenger RNA from Liolophura sinensis, 642 nucleotides. Its product is annotated as sperm-specific H1/protamine-like protein type 2. The record is from RefSeq and is a predicted model, not a curated record. The coding region runs from base 29 to 607 and encodes 192 amino acids. NCBI's taxonomy places the organism in Eukaryota, Metazoa, Mollusca, Polyplacophora, Chitonida, Chitonidae. The transcript has a single exon. Gene Ontology annotation, cellular component: nucleus; nucleosome. Gene Ontology annotation, biological process: nucleosome assembly; negative regulation of DNA recombination; chromosome condensation. Gene Ontology annotation, molecular function: double-stranded DNA binding; nucleosomal DNA binding; structural constituent of chromatin.
UACCCUUGAUACACCACUUAGCUUCACUAUGUCGACGCCUGCCUCAAGGUCAGCCAGUCCACCUAGGUCCGCUCCGGUUCAGAAACGGAAGCGUCAGCCCAGGCCACCACCCACUCACCCACCGUAUGUGGAGAUGAUCCGCUCAGCCAUUGCCGCUUUGAAGGAGCGUGGCGGUUCUUCACGUCAGAAGAUCUUACAGUACAUCUUGGCCAACUUUGAUGUGGGGAACGAAACAUCCCAAGUCAACGCCCGUUUACGCAACGCUCUGAGGUCCGGUGUGGAGAAGGGAGUCUUGCUGCGCAGUGCCAACGCCAAAGGAGCAAAUGGGUCGUUCCGCAUCGGCAAAGCCCUAGCAAAGAAAGGAAAGAAGUCACCGAAAAGGAAAGGAAAGUCUCCCAGAAAGGUAAAGAGAUCCACCACCAAGAAAAGGAAGUCCCCAAAGAAGAAGGCUGCCAGGAAAUCUCCGAAGAAGAGGAGGUCACCCAAAAAGAAGACAGCCAGAAAACCAGCUCGUAAACCCAAGAGGAAGUCUCCUAAGAAGAAGGCAGCUAAAUCAGCACGUCGUCCUAAACCCAAGGCGAAGUCCAGAGCUAGAGCCCACCGAUAAAUAAUAAGCCUUCUUCUGACUUAUUUCCAAAGGCC